Messenger RNA from Panicum virgatum (switchgrass), 1262 nucleotides. Its product is annotated as probable lactoylglutathione lyase, chloroplastic. The transcript is spliced from 9 exons. Lineage: Eukaryota; Viridiplantae; Streptophyta; Magnoliopsida; Poales; Poaceae. Gene Ontology annotation, molecular function: lactoylglutathione lyase activity; metal ion binding. The record is from RefSeq and is a predicted model, not a curated record. The coding region runs from base 87 to 1115 and encodes 342 amino acids. Gene Ontology annotation, cellular component: cytoplasm.
CACGGCCACAGCAGCCCGGCCGGCCACACAACACAAGAACGUUCGCACACACGUGGCACCUACCACCACGCACGACGCCGUGCGUGAUGAUGAGGGCUCUCCCGGCGACGGCCGGGGGCCGCGGGGCGGUGGCCUGCGCUACCGCACCCGUCCCCCGGAGGUCCCUGCUUCUCUCCGCCGCCGCAGGUGCGGCGCUGAACGCGGAGCAGCUGCCGCUGCGGCUGCCCAGGGGCGCGGCCGGCGCGGCGGCGAAGAUCCGGGCCUCGGCGGCCACCUUCAGCAGCACGGACGACGCCCUGGCGUGGGCCAAGAAGGACAACCGCCGCCGCCUCCACGUCGUCUACCGCGUCGGCUACCUCGACAAGACAAUCAAGUUCUACACCGAGUGCCUGGGGAUGAAGAUGCUGAGGAAGAGGGACAUCCCCGAGGAGAAGUACACCAACGCGUUCCUCGGCUACAGGCCUGAGGACUCGCACUUUGUCGUCGAGCUCACUUACAACUACGGGGUCGACAAGUACGACAUUGGCGAAGGUUUCGGCCAUUUCGGUAUUGGAGUUGACGAUGUAAGGCUCCAGAUUGAGCUCGUGAGAGCAAAGGGUGGCAAGGUGACCAAGGAGCCCGGGCCGAUCAAGGGCAGCAAGACCGUGAUCGCGUUCGUCGAGGACCCUGACGGUUACAAGUUUAAGAUCCUUGAGAGGCCGGGUACCCCGGAGCCCCUGUGCCAGGUCAUGCUCCGCGUCAGCGAUCUCGACCGCGCCAUAAGCUUCUACGAGAAGGCUUGUGGCAUGGAGCUGUUACGGAAGAGAGAUAACCCUGAAUACAAGUAUACGGUGGCCAUGAUGGGGUACGGCCCUGAAGAGAAGAAUGCAGUCCUUGAGCUGACCUACAACUACGGCGUCUCCGAGUACACCAAGGGGAACGCGUAUGCCCAGAUCGCCAUCGGCACCGACGAUGUCUACAAGACGGCCGAGGCGGUGAACCUGUUCGGGGGGCAGGUGGUGAGGGAGCCGGGGCCACUGCCGGGGAUCAGCACGAAGAUCACGUCCAUCGUGGACCCUGAUGGCUGGAAAUCGGUGUUUGUCGAUAACACUGACUUCGCCAAGGAGCUGGAGUAGCCUGUAGCCAUGGAGAGCGAAAUGUUUUUGUUCCUCUUUGUUCAUUGCCUCGUGAGGUCUCCCUCGCGGCGCGUACGUGACCUUGCAAAACGAUCCUUUGUGAACAAUAAGGAACAAAGAAUACAAAGCUGACUAUUGGUUCCAACA